Molecule: messenger RNA, 525 nt
Organism: Aspergillus mulundensis
Lineage: Eukaryota; Fungi; Ascomycota; Eurotiomycetes; Eurotiales; Aspergillaceae
Exons: 2
Coding region: 1-525 (174 amino acids)
Source: RefSeq, a predicted model, not a curated record
AUGGCACCACCACAAUCAUGGGCCUCCCUGGUCCUAGGCUUCAUCAUCCUCAUCUCCUCCUUGACAGUCGCCCUGCCCAUUCCAUCUUUAGCAAAAGACACCAAUUGCGACACCCUGAACCCUGAAACGGCAAGGGAGAUCCUAGCCCGAUCUCCAGUCCCUGACCCUAGAAUGAUCCCCAGCCAAACGGACCUCAUGGCAACGAUCUUCGCGGAGCUCAGCAUGCAGGAGCUGGGGAAGCUCAACAAGCUGCACCCAGUGGGGGGAAAUAAUGCCCCGACGACGGCAAUCGACGACAGUCGUAGUACGACGCAUACGGUCACGGGGCAGAAUAAUACAGUGCAUGAUGGGAAAGAGCAGGCACAGGAUGAGCAGGGGAAAGGGAAGGGGAAGGGGAAGGACACAACCGGGGAGGAUGCAGAUGCAGCGAAUGACCCUGAAGGGUUUGCGGACGCGCUAUUUGAGGCGCUGAAGAAGAAGUUCCGAGAAGCGAUCAAUGGGAGUGAUGAGGUUCCAUUGCUGUAG